This is a messenger RNA of Geodia barretti, 621 nucleotides long. Lineage: Eukaryota; Metazoa; Porifera; Demospongiae; Tetractinellida; Geodiidae. The record is from the annotation of a GenBank genome assembly.
CUGGCCGGAGCGCUCAAGGACCACGAACGCGCCUAUGUGAUCGGCCAGGAGAGCUACGGGAAGGGCUCGGUGCAGCAGGUCAUGCGCAUCGAGGACGAUCGCGCCGUCAAGGUCACCACCUCCCGCUACUUCACCCCGGAUGGCACCAAGAUCGACGGCGUCGGCGUCCUGCCCCACCGCAUCACCGAGCCGAAGCUGAGCGAAGACGAUCGGAAGGCGUUGGAGACGCUCGUAACGUCGGAGCUGCUGAUCCGGUUCGCGCUCGAACAUGCGGAGCCGACCGAAGCGGAGAUAGGCGAAUUGAUCGCUGAACUGAGGAGCAGCCACCCCUAUCUGCGCGGCACCGACGUCGUUCUGGAAGAGCAGAUGAUCCGCCGGCAGCUCGCCCGCAGCAUCGCGAGGAUCCACCGCAAGACACGCGAUCUACGAUCUGGUCAACGAUCCGUCGAUGAUCGAAGCGGUGCGGUUGCUGCGCACCGGCGAGGUCAGCGCAGACUCCUUUCCGGACGACGCCAAGUCCGAAGUUCCCGACAGCGCCGCCGCCGACUCCAGCCCGGGGGGUUGGUCGGGAUGACCGCGUCCGCCGGCGCCACGUCCGACCGCCACCGGUCUCUGCCCUGA